UGGAUCUGUUACUUCGUCCAUUUACCCCGAAGCUUUCGACUGCGGAAAUAGCUAUCCCCCCAAUAAUCAGCUUGCCCGCAUAUUGGCGUCGUAUUGGCCAUUUGCCAUCUUAACCGUAAUGAUCUAGAUUUCAUAGGCAGGAUAUAUAAUAUUAGGUAGCCAUGGGGGAAUGAAUCCAGGUUGGGAAUUAUGGCUUAAACGACUAUGGGAGCAGCUACCCCUUGAGCGACAAUGGCUUCCGUAGUAUCAUUAAGCAUUACCGCGCUCUUGAUUGUUAAAGGCGUAGUUGCUAAGGAUUUUCCUAACUGUCAAUCUGGGCCUCUCGCUUCCAACCAAGUAUGCAACACUACACUUGAUCCGUGGUCGAGAGCUGCUGCUCUCGUGGCCCAAUUCACCCACGACGAGAAGAUAUCCAACUCCUGGGACAACUCGCCUGGGGUCUCGCGUCUGGGCGUCCCCUCCUACGAAUGGUGGAACGAAGCGCUCCACGGCGUGGCCAGCUCGCCCGGUGUCCAGUUCGCCAGCUCGGGCAACUUCAGCUACGCGACGUCGUUCCCGCAGCCCAUCACCAUGGGCGCCGCCUUCGACAUGCCCCUGAUCCGCUCCGUCGCCGAGACUACGAGCACCGAGGCCCGCGCCUUCAGCAACGCCGGCCGCGCCGGCCUCAACUUCUGGACCCCCAACAUCAACCCCUUCCGCGACCCCCGCUGGGGCCGCGGCCAGGAGGUCCCCUCCGAGGACCCCUACCACGCCGCCCAGUACGUCUUGCAGCUCAUCCCCGGCCUGCAGGGCGGUCUCAGCGCGGACCCCUACUACAAGCUUGUCGCGACGUGCAAGCACUACGCCGGCUACGACAUGGAGAAUUGGAAGGGGAAUCGGCGGUACGCUUUCGAUGCCAAGAUUUCUAGCCAGGACUUGCAGGACUAUUACCUCGCGCCGUUCCGCGCGUGCGUGCGCGACGCGAAUGCCCUGUCCGUCAUGUGCAGCUACAACGCGGUCAACGGCGUGCCGACCUGCGCCGACCCCUGGCUGCUCGAGGACGUGCUGCGCGGUUUAUACGGCUUCAGCAGCGAGGACCGCUGGGUCACGGCCGACUGCGACGCGCUGCAGAACGUCUGGACGGACCAUCGGUACGGCUCCUCGGCCGAGGGGGCCGCGGCCGCGAGCCUGAACGCCGGCACGGAUCUCGACUGCGGCCAGUUCUGGCCGCAGAACCUGCCCGCUGCGUAUAGCUCGCGGCUCUUCAACGACACCGUUCUCGACCGCUCGCUGAUCCGCCGCUAUGCAUCCAUGGUGCGCCUCGGCUGGUUCGAUCCCCCGGCGCAGCAGCCGUACCGCCAGCUCGGAUGGGACGCCGUCGCGAAGCCCGAGGCGAGGGCGCUGGCUCUGCGGGCCGCACAGGAGGGCAUCGUGCUGCUGAAGAACAACGGCAGCGCGCUGCCCCUCGCCAAGGCCGUGAAGCGCGUCGCUGUGGUCGGGCCCCUCGGCACCGCGACGACGCAGAUGCAGGGGAACUAUUACGGCAGGGCGCAGAACAUCUCGACGGUGGUUUCGGCGUUCCAAGCCGCGGGGUACGAGACCUCCAACGCGCCGGGGUGCGCCCUCACGGGGUCCUCUACGUCCGGGUUCGCGGCGGCGCUCAGCGCGGCGCAGGCCGCGGACGCGGUGGUGUUCGUCGGCGGCAUCGACAUCAGCAUCGAGGGGGAGGAGCGCGAUCGCGAGCAGAUCACGUGGCCCGGGCGGCAGGUCGACCUGAUCAAGCAGCUGGCGGCGGCGAAUGGCGACAAGCCGAUCGUCGUGGUGCAGAUGGGCACCGUGCUCGACAGCUCUGAGAUUAAAGCGCAUGCGGGUGUCGACGCGCUUCUGUGGGCGGGAUAUCCGGGACAAGACGGCGGCGCGGCGGUGGUAAGUAUUCUGACGGGCGAGAAGGCGCCUGCGGGGAGGCUGCCGGUGACGCAGUACCCGGGCGACUAUGUGAACCAAGUCGAUAUGACGAACAUGAAUUUGCAGUCUGGCACGGAGAAUCCUGGACGUACUUAUAAAUGGUACACCAAGGAGCCCGUAUUCCCCUUCGGCCACGGGCUGCACUACACCAGCUUCAACGUCUCCCUCCCCGCCGACCUACCCACCACCUUCACCACUGCAGACCUCACAUCCAACAUCUCAUUCACCCAGACGGGCCCCGUCGCAUCAGGCAAUUAUCCGGACCUAGCGCCCUUCGUCUCCAUCCCCGUUUCGGUAACCAACACCGGGACCACCACGUCCGACUACGUCGUCCUCGCGUUCCUCAAGGGCGAGUACGGGCCCGAACCAUACCCGCUCAAGAGCCUCGUGGGGUUCGCGCGGCUCCACGAUAUCGAGCCCGGGGAGAGCGGGACGGGAACAGGGACGCUGGAGCUGAAGCUCGGCGCCGUGGCGCGCAGCGAUCGGGACGGCAGCUUGACGCUCUGGCCCGGGAAGUACAGGCUGGUGCUGGAUAUCGACGACCGCGCCGCGUGGGAUUUCGAGAUCACCGGGGAGCAGGUCAUGUUGGAGAAAUUGCCGCCGAAGAGGUCGUAGGUUAGGUACCUAAAGUAAGAAGAAGAUAGGAAAAGGGAAAAGGAGUUGCUGCGAUCUCCGAUCUGCGAUGGAGCGAUGGAAAGAUUCUUAAGGUCACACACAAUACGAGUACCUGUUACGCUGGAUAUUUACCUAACACAAAGAU
Messenger RNA from Daldinia caldariorum, 2704 nucleotides. Its product is annotated as glycoside hydrolase family 3 protein. Lineage: Eukaryota; Fungi; Ascomycota; Sordariomycetes; Xylariales; Hypoxylaceae. The transcript is spliced from 4 exons. The record is from RefSeq and is a predicted model, not a curated record. Gene Ontology annotation, molecular function: alpha-L-arabinofuranosidase activity; xylan 1,4-beta-xylosidase activity. Gene Ontology annotation, biological process: arabinan catabolic process; xylan catabolic process. Gene Ontology annotation, cellular component: plant-type cell wall. The coding region runs from base 232 to 2559 and encodes 775 amino acids.